AUGUUUAUGAAUUUCCGCCGCAGGGAAAAGAGAAAUGCCGGAGCGAAGGAAAUAGCGGCAAGUAGCCGUAUUGAGCGGAAGAACACCGUGCCUUUAGCAAAAUCAAGUGAUACUCACUAUGGUGCCCGUUUGUGGGUACCUCUACUACUAUUGUGGUUUAUGGUUAUUCAUUACUUCGAAAGAGUGCGAGUGAAAAGCGCCAUGGACGCAUGUCAAUGGGAGAAUUGGGAAAAUUGGCCUGAACAGAGAGCCCACAUCAAACCCCAUCGUGUUGUGUUCAUUGCAGACCCUCAACUUGUCGACGAUCAUACGUAUCCCAAGCUUCCUCGAGCAUUAAACUAUUUAAUCCGUAAAAUGAGUGACAAUUACUUGUACAUCAACCACAAGUUUAUGCAAGCUUACCUUGAUCCAGACACAACCAUUUUCGUGGGUGAUUUAUUCGAUGGAGGACGCGAAUGGGACGAUAACGCGUGGCUCGAAGAGUAUGAGAGAUUCAACCGGAUCUUCCCGCAGAAAACUAAUCGCCGGAGCUACAGAUCUCUCCCAGGUAAUCACGACAUCGGGUUUCAAAACAUUUCCUUGCAUAACCAAAGACGCUUUACUGCAUUUUUCGGGGAGGCGAAUGACUAUUUUGAGCUUGGAAACCAUACUUUCAUCCAGAUUGAUACCAUAUCCCUCUCCCACGAAGAUCCCGAAGUUAAUAGGGAAGCCACAGAAUUUUUGUCUACGGUGGGCCAAAAAUUAUUGCCCGAAAUGCCUCGUAUUGUCCUCACUCAUGUUCCGCUUUAUCGGGACCCAAAUGUGGAGUUAUGCGGCCCAGGAAGAGAGUCAAAAAGACCUUUUCCCUUGCAAAGAGGGUUCCAGUACCAGACGGUAAUUGAUUAUAAAUACUCUGAGCAAAUCUUAAAAAAUCUCCGGCCAAUAUUGGUGUUCAGCGGUGAUGACCACGAUUACUGCGAUAUAGUUCAUGUGGACUAUCUGGAUAACUCUAAGAAAUUGGCGAGAGAGAUCUCUUGCAAGACUCCAUCGAUGACCAAUGGUAUCAAUUAUCCGGCCUAUCAACUUCUCUCGUUGAACAACCCAUAUGAUAAGCAUUCUACAACCCUGAAUGAUCUCAAGACUUACGAGACCAUGAUGUGUUAUCUUCCAAAUCCAUACAGAGGAGUGAAGGUUUAUGGUAUUUUGCUAGUGAUUUCUUUUGCUUUGUUUUACUUGUGCAUAACCCAUCCGAAAAGUGUUCAAGAUUUCAUCGAAAGUAUCUACCCUUCACAACUCUUGCCCCAGGCUUCUCAAGUCUAUCAAAAGCAUACAAACCUGGUUGAACGUAGGCGCAUAUUGGCUUUUGUGCGGAGUUGUGUAUUGCUCUUCGCAUAUGUUUCGCUCCUCUUAGCGUUAUAUAACCGUAUGUAA
Molecule: messenger RNA, 1410 nt
Organism: Clavispora lusitaniae ATCC 42720
Lineage: Eukaryota; Fungi; Ascomycota; Pichiomycetes; Serinales; Metschnikowiaceae
Product: putative lipid phosphatase
Biological process (GO): GPI anchor biosynthetic process
Cellular component (GO): endoplasmic reticulum
Molecular function (GO): hydrolase activity
Source: RefSeq, a predicted model, not a curated record